This is a messenger RNA of Eutrema salsugineum, 1056 nucleotides long. Its product is annotated as extradiol ring-cleavage dioxygenase. Lineage: Eukaryota; Viridiplantae; Streptophyta; Magnoliopsida; Brassicales; Brassicaceae. Gene Ontology annotation, molecular function: zinc ion binding; ferrous iron binding; oxidoreductase activity, acting on single donors with incorporation of molecular oxygen. The transcript is spliced from 3 exons. The record is from RefSeq and is a predicted model, not a curated record. Bases 64 to 876 code for a protein of 270 amino acids.
AGUUGGUGAAAAACAUAAGAAGAGAAGGAAAGUUUGAGUUUUGAGAAAAACAGAGAGAUAUCAAUGGAGAGAAUAAAUCAAACAUUCUUCUUGUCUCAUGGAUCUCCGACUUUGAGCAUAGACGAUACAUUGGAAGCGAGACAAUUCUUCAAAUCAUGGAGCCAAAAAGUUUUUCCACAGAAACCCAAAUCGAUCUUGGUCAUCUCUGCACAUUGGGACACCAAAUUCCCAUCUGUCAACACUGUUCUCCGCAAUUCCACCAUCCACGAUUUCUAUGGCUUCCCUGAUCCCAUGUACAAGCUGAAAUAUGAAGCACCAGGAGCUAUUGAAUUGGGAAAAAGGGUUAAAGAGUUGUUAAUGGGAGAAGGAGGAUUGAAGCGUGUUGAUGAAGAUAACAAGAGAGGGCUUGAUCAUGGAGCUUGGGUUCCUCUUAUGUUGAUGUAUCCAGAGGCUGAUAUACCGAUUUGUCAGCUCUCUGUUCAGUCAUCUCAGAGUGCGAGUUACCAUUACAACAUGGGCAAAGCAUUAGCUCCAUUGAAAGACGAAGGUGUUCUUAUCAUUGGCUCUGGAAGUGCUGUUCAUAACCUGAGGAAGCUUGACUUUAAUAUCACUAAUGGCUCAGCCGUUCCUUGGGCUUUGUCCUUUGAUCAUUGGCUUAGAGAUUCUCUCCUUCAAGGAAGAUAUGGAGAUGUGAAUGAGUGGGAAGAGAAAGCUCCAAAUGCGAAAAUGGCGCAUCCAUGGCCCGAGCAUUUUUACCCGUUACACGUUGCAAUGGGUGCAGCAGGUGAAAAUGCAAAGGCUGAGCAAAUCCACACGAGUUGGCAACUUGGGACCUUGUCUUAUUCUUCUUAUAGCUUCACUUCUUCUUCACAUUGAAACAAUGCAUCUCGAUCUCCUUUCACUUGCUGUGUUGUCUCUUCUUCUAUAAAGCUUUUGUUUGUGCAUCUCUCUGUAAUAAUCUAAAUCAUGUAUUGUAUACAAAAACGACUCCUCUCUGUACUAUUGUAUGAAUAUGCUAUGUGAAUUUGAAGCUUCUGCAGUUAAUAAUCUGCACCU